AUGAAAACCCUCCGGGCGCGGUUUAAGAAGACGGAGCUGCGGCUCAGUACCACCGACCUUGGCACUUGCCCGCCCUGUGGUCCCUGCCCCAUCCCGAAGCCAGCUGCAGCCAGAGGCAGGCGCCAGAGCCAGGACUGGGGCAAGAGUGACGAGCGGCUGCUGCAGGCCGUGGAGAGCGGGGACACGGCCCGCGUGGCCACCCUCCUCACUCGCAAGGGCCUGGUGCCCACCAAACUGGACCCCGAGGGCAAGUCGGCGUUCCACCUGGCCGCCAUGCGGGGUGCGGCCAGCUGUCUGGAGGUGAUGUUAGCUCAGGGCGCCAAUGUGAUGAGCACGGAUGGAGCAGGCUACAGCGCCCUGCACCUGGCCGCCAAGUACAGCCAGCCUCAGUGCUUGAAACAGCUUCUGCAGGCCUCCUGUGCGGUGGACGUGGUGGACAGCAGCGGGUGGACAGCCUUGCAUCACGCAGCUGCCAGCGGUUGCCUCGCCUGCUCUGAGAUCCUUUGCUCCUUCAAGGCACAGCUGAACCCGAGGGAUCGGUCGGGUGUCACACCUCUCCUCCUGGCAGCUCAGAUGUGCCACACCGAUCUGUGUCGUCUCCUCCUGCAGCAGGGGGCUGCCCCUAACGACCAGGACCUGCAGGGCAGGACUGCCCUAAUGCUGGCCUGCGAGGGCGGCAGCCCCGAGACUGUAGAGGUUCUGCUGCAGGGUGGGGCGCGCCCUGGCAUCACGGAUGCACUGGGCCAGGACGCGGCACACUACGGCGCCCAGGCCGGGGACAAACUCAUCCUGCACCUGCUGCAGGAGGCAGCCCAGCGUCCCUCCCCGCCCAGCGAGGAUGGCUCCGGCGAGGCGACGUCCCAGAAUUCAGUGACCAGUCAUGACAAGCAAGGGGCCCUCAAAAAACGCAAGGCGCCUCUGCCUCCCGCCAGCAUUCCUAUACCGGACGACCGGGAAGCCUACGAGGAGAUCGUGAGGCUGCGGCAGGAGAGGGGCCGCCUCCUGCAGAAGAUCCGGGGCCUGGAGCAGCGGAGGCACGAGGACCAUGAGGGCACGCAGUCGCCCGAGGCCAGCUCGCUGCACAGCCUGGAGAGACAGGUGCAGGAGCUGCAGCAGCUGCUGGCGGAGCGGCAGGAGGAGAAGGAGAGCCUGGGCAGAGAGGUGGAGAGUUUGCAGAGCCGCCUGUCCCUGCUGGAGAAUGAGCGAGAGGACACGAGCUAUGGCGUGCCCACCCUGCAGGACGAGGAGGGGGAGCUGCUGGGCUCGCCAGGGGCCGCCGUGGCACCAAGCCCCCCAACUCGGGAGCUCCUAGCUUCUCUGCAGGCACAGGUGGCCGCGCUCACCAGACAGAACCAAGAACUGCUGGAGAAAAUCCAGGUCCUGGAAAACUUCGAGAAGGAUGAGACGCAGGUGGAGGUGAAUGGCGCGGCCGAGGUGGUCCCUCUUGCCCUGUAUGACUCCCUGCAGGUCGAGUUGGACAAGCUCCGUGGACAGCAUGCCGAGGCCCUGCGGUUGCUGGAGCGGCGGCAGGAGGCCCGGGAGGUGGCCACUGAGACCAACGGAAACAACCCAGUGUGCCCGGGGCUCAAUGGCACGGUCACACCGGAAGCCAGGGUCAACGGGGUUGAGACCACAGACGAAUCCCUGGGAGCAGAGGUCGUGGCCACUAAGACCACGGGAACCAGGGCCACGGCUACAGAAUCCACCCGCGUGGAGAACGUGGAAACAGCAGGGGCCGAGGCCGUGGCCACAAGAGCCACGAGUGCUGAGGUCACGGAGGCCACGGCUAUAAAAGAGGACAGUCACGCGGAAGCCACAGGACCCGAAGCUCCGGGAACUGAAGCCACAGAGGUUGAAGCCAUGGGAAUUGAGGUCACACCAAUGAAUGCAGAGAAAUCAGAAGCGACAACCCAUGCAAUGAGGACCACAGAGCAAGGCCAAGAGCCCACAGACGCACAGGCCAAGCAUGAUGCGGCCACAGGUGCCACGGCAGUGGAGGCCACGGCAGUGGAGGCCACGGCCGUGGAGGCCACGGCAGCAGACUCCACCACCUCCAGGGUCCCCUCGAACCCCAUCCGACACCCUGGGGCUGCAGAGGCCUCAGAAAAGCUGCAGGCUGAACUGGAGACCCGGAUUCGGGGUCUGGAGGAAGCGCUCCGGGAACGGGAACGGGAGGCGGCGGCGGAGCUGGAGGCAGCGCUGGGCAAGUGUGAGGCAGCCGAGGCGGAGGCAGGGAGGCUGCGGCAGCGCAUGCGAGAGGCGGAGGGCAGCGGGGCCAGCGCGGGCACCAGCACCGGUGGUGGUGGCGGCGACACGGCCCAGCUGCGGGCGGCCUUGGAGCAGGCGCGCGAGGACCUGCGCGAGCGGGACGCCCGCCUGCGGGAGCUGGAGGCCGCCACGGCCUGGCUGGACGAGGCCCGGGCAGGCCGGCUGCUGGCCGAGGAGGAGGCCCGGGGUCUGCGCGCAGAGCUGGCGCGCAGAGAGGAGCUGCGCCUGGAGCAGAGCCGGGAGCUGCAGGUGCUGCGGGAGCAGCUGGCGUCGGCCACGGCCGCGGGCGAGCAGCAGCGGGCCGAGGCGGCCGAGCUGGGCCGUGCACGGGAUGCGGCCGAGGCCCGGGCCGCCGAGCUGGCCGCCGCCUGCGAGGAGGCGCGCCAGGGGCUGGCCGAACUGCGCGAGGCCUCCGAGGCGCUCCGCCAGGCCUCGGUACCGGCGGCCGAGCACCACCGGCUGCAGGAGGAGGCCUUGGAGCUGCGGGGCCGCGCGGCCGGCCUGGAGCAGGAGGUGGUGGCCACGGGCAAGGAGGCGGCCCGGCUGCGGGCCGAGCUGGAGCGGGAGCGCACCGGCAGCGUGGCCCGCUCCGAGCAUGAGCGCGUGACAGGGGCGCUGCGGGCUGAUGUGGCGCGGCUCGAGGCGCAGCUGGAGGAGCUGGGGCGCAAGCACGAAAAGACCAGCGCUGAGGUCUUCCAGGUGCAGCGCGAGGCCCUGUUCAUGAAGAGCGAGCGGCACGCGGCCGAGGCCCAGCUGGCCACGGCAGAGCAGCAGCUGCGGGGGUUGCGGACGGAGGCGGAACGGGCGCGCCAGGCCCAGAGCCGUGCCCAGGAAGCCCUGGACAAGGCCAAAGAAAAGGACAAGAAGAUCACGGAGCUCUCCAAGGAAGUGUUUAACCUCAAGGAGGCCCUGAAGGAGCAGCCGGCCGCCCAGGCCACCCCGGAGGUGCAGGCCCUGCGGGAGCAGGUGGCCACACUGCAGCAGCAGCUGGAGGAUGCUGCCAGGAACCACUGUGCCGUGGUGGCUUUGUAUAGGAGCCACCUGCUCUAUGCCAUUCAGGGUCAGAUGGAUGAGGACGUGCAACGCCUGCUGAGUCAGAUCCUACAGAUGCAGCGGCUGCAGGCUCAGGGCCGCUGA
Messenger RNA from Ochotona curzoniae (black-lipped pika), 3405 nucleotides. RefSeq names its product ankyrin repeat domain 24 (gene ANKRD24). Bases 1 to 3405 code for a protein of 1134 amino acids. Gene Ontology annotation, molecular function: actin binding. Lineage: Eukaryota; Metazoa; Chordata; Mammalia; Lagomorpha; Ochotonidae. The transcript has 22 exons. The record is from RefSeq and is a predicted model, not a curated record.